Messenger RNA from Umbelopsis ramanniana AG, 1068 nucleotides. RefSeq lists its product as uncharacterized. Gene Ontology annotation, cellular component: cytoplasm. The record is from RefSeq and is a predicted model, not a curated record. Lineage: Eukaryota; Fungi; Mucoromycota; Umbelopsidomycetes; Umbelopsidales; Umbelopsidaceae. Gene Ontology annotation, molecular function: 2-oxoglutarate-dependent dioxygenase activity. The transcript has 6 exons. Bases 1 to 1068 code for a protein of 355 amino acids.
AUGGUUGCCAACAGUGAUACAAUUACCGCCACUACCGACAAGAUUGUUAACAAGUCUGCUCCUCUAAAGCCAGCCAGCUCGCUGCCAAUUGUCAAUAUUGAUGAUCCCCAAUACCCUCGUUAUCAAGACGACGUCAAAUACCCUCCAAUCGAAGAGUUUGAGCACGUUGAUCGUGGUCAUAACGCUGAUCCUAAGAAGGCUGCUCUCCUUGGCGCUGCAAGCGAAAUAAUUGAGUUGACUCCACAUAUUGGUACCGAGAUUCACGGUAUACAGUUGAACAAACUUACAGAUCAACAAAAGGACGAAUUGGCGUUGCUUGUGGCUGAACGUGGAGUUGUCUUCUUCAGAGACCAGGAUAUUAACAUUCAUGAGCAGAUUGAACUUGGCCGUUACUAUGGACCUCUUCAUAUCCAUCCUACAUCUGGUCAACCCAAGGAUAUUCCUGAAGCACACGUCGUGCUCUUGGAUGGAGAGAAGACCAAGAGACAAGAGUAUAUUGUUGGAAGAAGCAAUUCUGAUUUGUGGCAUACUGAUGUCUCCUACGAGCGCCAACCCCCAGGCUUAACUACUCUCAAAAUCGAUACCCUUCCACCCGUUGGUGGAGACACUUUGUGGGCUUCUAGUUACCUUGCUUAUGAGAAGCUAUCACCUGCCAUUCAACAAUUGUUGGAAGGAUUGGAGGCUGUCCAUAGCGCCAAGGAACAAGCUGAUGCCUCUGCUCGAUUUGGUGGUCCAGUUCGACGUGAGCCAGUUGAGCAUACCCAUCCCAUUAUCCGUACCCAUCCCGUUACCAAGCGAAAGGCCCUCUACGUGAACCCUGUCUUUACUCGUCGUAUUGUUGGUUUGAGUCAUCGCGAGUCUGAUACCCUCCUCAGACUCUUGUAUGAUCAUGUCGCUGGAGGAUACGAUUUCACAGUGCGUUUCAAGUGGCAAAAGAACAGCGUCGCAGUUUGGGAUAACCGUGUUACGGUCCACAAUGCCAUCUUUGAUUAUCUUACAAUUGGUCGACGCCAUGGAUUGCGUGUCACUCCUCAGGCAGAGAAGCCAUACCUUGAGAAGUCAGAAUAA